Messenger RNA from Notechis scutatus (mainland tiger snake), 619 nucleotides. The record is from RefSeq and is a predicted model, not a curated record. Lineage: Eukaryota; Metazoa; Chordata; Lepidosauria; Squamata; Elapidae.
CACAAUGGUGGGAAAUGUGUGACGCCAGAUGAAUGUCAAUGCAAGGCUGGAUGGAGUGGUCCUUUAUGUGAAACAGUCAUUUGCAAACCCAUUUGCCUAAAUGGUGGGACCUGUAUUCGCCCAAAUAUAUGUGCUUGCCCAUUUGGUUUCUUCGGGCUUCAGUGUCAAUCUGCAUUCUGCAAUCCUCCUUGUAAGAACAAAGGGCUAUGUAUGAGAAACAACCUCUGCUCCUGUAUGGAAGGUUAUGUUGGAAGAAGAUGUCAGAAAAGUAUCUGCCAUCCAAUGUGUAUGCAUGGUGGGAGAUGCACCAGGCCCAAUGUUUGUGACUGCCCAUUUGGCUGGAAAGGAAAGCAUUGUAGUAUACCUGUGUGUCUACCCAGCUGCACGAAUGGAGGUGAAUGCAUAGGGCCUAAUGUUUGCCAGUGCUCAGAAGGAUGGGCAGGCCUCAUAUGCCAAAUUCCUGUUUGUGAACCAAAAUGCCUGUUUGGAGGCCGAUGCAUCCAACCAAAUGUUUGUGCUUGUAGAAGUGGAUACAGUGGUCUUGACUGUGGAAAGAAGCUCUCCAUACGAUGACGAACACACUGGACAGUGAAGGUACACAUUUUGAAGUUGUUGUGCA